Messenger RNA from Meleagris gallopavo (turkey), 518 nucleotides. The record is from RefSeq and is a predicted model, not a curated record. NCBI's taxonomy places the organism in Eukaryota, Metazoa, Chordata, Aves, Galliformes, Phasianidae.
UUUGUGACUCAUGAUUUAGUUCCUUUGAUCAGUGCCUGAUGCUAAUUCUGUGACAAUGUAUGUUUGUACGCCUCAACACACUCAGGUGCACACCACCCUCAUAGAGACUCCAGAACUAAAGGUGGAUGCCUGUCCAGGCUGCCAGUUCACCAGCUGCCUCUGUGCCAACGAAGCAAAAAUCUUUGCGUGGAAUGUGACAGCCACUAGACUGGGCAAAGUGAAUGUCACUGUGAGCAGUGUGGCAGAAGAUUCGCAUAAUCUGUGUGAUAACAGGGUUGCUGUGACACCGCUGCAAGGAAAGACAGACACAGUGAUAAAACCUUUGAUUGUGAAGCCAGGAGGCAUACUACAAGAGAAGACCCAAAAUGCCUUUCUCUGUGCUACAGAUAACACAGUCUCUGAAGAAUUCUCCCUGACUCUGCCUGAAGAAACACUGGAGGGAUCUGGCCGAGCCACUUUCUCUGUGAUUGGUGAUAAAGGCUUUCCUUGCUCUUGGGUCCUAGUGGAAAGAUUGCACA